Molecule: messenger RNA, 585 nt
Organism: Colletotrichum destructivum
Lineage: Eukaryota; Fungi; Ascomycota; Sordariomycetes; Glomerellales; Glomerellaceae
Product: Putative glyoxalase/Bleomycin resistance protein/Dihydroxybiphenyl dioxygenase
Exons: 1
Coding region: 1-585 (194 amino acids)
Source: RefSeq, a predicted model, not a curated record
AUGGCUUCCAACUCGAGACCCGUUCCCUCCCAGAUAGCGCACCUGGGGCUCCGGACAAAGAACCACGAGAAGCUGAUCAGGUUCUACCAGACGCUGCUGGGGGCCACGGUCGUGCUCGAGAACGACUUCAUCUCCGUCCUCACCUGGGACCAGGAGCACCACCGCCUGGCCAUCAUCCACGACGCGACAGCGGUCCCCAAGCAGCCCAACUCCAGCGGCAUGGACCACAUAGCGCUCAAGUUCGACUCGCUGGCCGACCUGCUCCAGGUGUACCGCCUGGCCAAGGAGGGCGGCGUCGAGCCCAAAUUCUGCCUCAACCAUGGCGCGACCACCAGCUUGUACUACCUCGACCCGGACAACAACGAGGUCGAGAUUCAGAUCGAGGGCUUCGACAACGUCGAGGACAUGCAGAAGCACAUGAAGAGCCUGGACCCCAAAAAGGUGCGGGCUGUGCGGUUCGACGCGGAGGACCUCCUGCGCCGGUUCGAGGCAGGAGAGGACGACGAGACCCUGAGGAAGGCAGGGUUCAUCGGCCCGCAACCUAGUCAUGUUGGCACGUCGACUGCUGCUAUCGUCGCUCAAUGA